Messenger RNA from Trematomus bernacchii (emerald rockcod), 2231 nucleotides. RefSeq names its product follistatin-like 3 (secreted glycoprotein) (gene fstl3). The record is from RefSeq and is a predicted model, not a curated record. Gene Ontology annotation, molecular function: protein binding; activin binding. The transcript has 5 exons. Gene Ontology annotation, biological process: cell differentiation; negative regulation of activin receptor signaling pathway; regulation of BMP signaling pathway. The coding region runs from base 157 to 909 and encodes 250 amino acids. NCBI's taxonomy places the organism in Eukaryota, Metazoa, Chordata, Actinopteri, Perciformes, Nototheniidae.
CUUAUCCACAACACAUCCAUUCACGUAAGAGAGAGCUACUUCCAGAGCUGAGCUAGAGUGAUCCACUCUGUUUGCCAGAGAACAUCACUUCUUUUUGCUGACAAUUUGCAGAGAUAAACUUUCAGAAAAAAAGGUUUUGAACAAAGUAGAGUCACAAUGAUCUUUUUUGUUCCUGUUUUUGCUGUGCUUCUCACUUUGUAUCAGAUUGGGAGGAAUCCUGCCAGUGCGGGGAUGUGCUGGCUGCAGCAGAGUCAGGACCAGAGGUGCGACAUGGUGCUGAUGAGAGGGGUGACCAGAGAGGAGUGCUGUGCCGGGGGCCGCCUGGACACAGCCUGGUCCAACUCCAGCCUGCCCAUGAAUGAGGUCAGCCUGCUGGGCUUCCUCGGAAUUGUCUCUUGUAAACCAUGCAAAGAGACUUGCGAUGGAGUCAAAUGCAGUCCCGGGAAGGUUUGCAGAGUGAAGAUGGGAAGGCCUCAGUGUGUGUGUGCUCCCGACUGCUCUCAAAUUACCCGGAAGCACGCUGUGUGCGGCAGCGACGGGCGGUCAUACAAGGAUGAGUGUACUAUUCUGAUGGCCCGCUGCAUGGGGCACCCCGACCUGGAGGUCAUGUACCAAGGAGACUGCAAAAAGUCGUGCUCCAACGUGGUGUGUCCCGGUACCCACACCUGUGUGACUGACCAGACCAACAGCGCUCACUGUGUCAUGUGCCGCACAACUCCCUGCCCAAUGCCCAUGCUAUCUGAGCAGUCAAUCUGUGGCAACGACAACAUCACUUACCGCAGCGCCUGCCACCUCCGCCGCGCCACCUGCUUCCUCGGCCACUCCAUAGGAGUCCGCCACUACGGCCAGUGCAGCAAUCCUCCUCGGAAACCUCAAGAUUUCGAAGGCAGUGAGGAGAACGCAGUCUAGAUGGACAACUCCUGACUCGGUCCUUUUUCAAGAGACAACUUGGUCGACAAACCUUUCAAAGUUUCACACCACUAGCUUACCACGAAGACCUCUUUUUUGGGCAAUCACUCCCUCAAUCCUUUGUGCACCGAUGACCAUAUAUUUGGAUCUCUGUUGGAAUACAUUAUAUAGUGUAAUUUCCUCAAAAAUAGCUACAAAAACCCUGUGAGAAAUUUGUGCUAAUCUUGUGUUAGUUUGGAAAACAGAAGCAGAUUAACACAUGUUUUGAGUUACAAAUAUAUCAGGCUCUUUGGGAGAUGUGUGCAUAUUGUAAAUAGAAUACCACUACUAUUUAUUGGAGAAGGUAUCAAACUCUAUUUAUGUUUUUAUUAGUUAGUUACAGUUCCAUAUAUCCUUGGUAAAGCUGAUGCAUAAAACGUAUUUAUUGUGUUCGGUUUAUUGUGUUUGUACAAUUGCGGCCACUGGCAUUUUUACAGCUUUUUUACCGUUUUUACGAUCUCGAUGCCACACAAACGUACUGAUUUCCCCAACAGGCUGAUGGAAAGCAUCACUAAUAUGUUUGUAAGUUGUAACCACUUCCAAUGUGGUUUAAAUUCCCCACAAACAAAAAGUACUACAGUUUUACUGUGUGUACUUUUUGUAGUUCUCGUCUGGAAGUGAGGAAGGGGCUUAGCCUAAACAAACCUGUAUAGUCUCUCUAUCCCUCCUACCACACAUGUUUACUCUGGAUCCUGAUUCAAACUCUUUGCCACCCGCAAAAAUUAACAGUUUGGUUUUGUUUGGAGUUUCAGAAGACUGUUGGUACAAACCCAAAGUCCUCUACAAUACCUCCUCUGUUGACUGCUUGGCUUUGUUUUGUAAAUGCAUUUUGGGAGGUUGUGCUAGUUCAAUCUGUGGCUGUUUUGCUGCGAUUAUUCGAUUGAAAUAUUUCCAAGAAUUGCCAGACAAAUGUAAUCAGCAUCAUCUGAUUGAAAGGAAAAUGUAAUUUGUCUGGAAAUUGACUGCAGUUAUCGCCAACUGAACAUACAUGAUUAUACUGCUAUCGGAAAUGAGUCAACCGGUUCAUCGUUGACACUGUAACAUAUCGAUAGAAAUCACCAAUUUCCAGUCCAAUUAAAUCUCUAAACUCAACGCAGACUUAUAAAAUACUUUCAAUAACACUUAUUGUGUAUUACGCAACAUCUCAAUGAAUCUCAUGUAAAUAACAGACUUGUGUGUACCUGCCUGUGUACCUACUGUGAAAUGUGAUCGACAAAUGCAUCAACAUAUUUUUGUAUUUUUGUACUGCCAUUUCAAAACUACAUAAAGUGUAUUAUUUGUCA